AUGGCGCUGGCAUCCAACACGUCCUCACCCUCGAGGUCCACCUCGAGCACCUCUCCUUCCAAAAGGGCGAGCCCAUCUGACGUCAUCUUUGCAAAUAAUCACGUCCAAGAUGUUUCACCUUCCAUUGGUACUGUACUCGGGGGUCUGGCAGGCUCGAGCGGUAUGCGUCGAUCCAUUACCGAAGAGCUGGGGCUUAUUGCGGAUGCUCGCAAGGACCGGUCGAGGUCUGCCUCGGCUUCCAGAUCGAGGGAGCACAGCAUUGCACCCGCAUCAGCCGUCGCUGGGGCUCGAAUGGGCAGCGAUGGGCUUUCAGCCAGAUCUGGGGGAGCAGCAAGCGGAUACGCACCAGGCUCGGGCUCCAUAACUUCUGCACCUGCCUCAGGGUCAGGCUCGGGCAGCUUGGGAGCAUCUUCGAACAUGGGCAGCGGGAGCGUCAGCAAUGGCGGGGAAAGGAGGUCUGCAACCGCGUUGGGCAGCACUACGACACAUCGCACAACGCCGCCGUCCGAAAAGGCAAAGCCAGCAUCCACUGCUUCAACUAGCAGUCUGGCUGCGACUGGGGAACCAUCGACCAGGGUUCUACCCGGCUCUUUCGAAGAUGCACAGCCAGACGACGUUAUCGUACUCGUAGGUGAGUAGUUGUGAUGAGGGAUCAGAUGCUUUCUCGGGGCUGCCUACAGUCACACAAAGCUGAGAUUGGUCCGGAAAUGUUCUUGACAUCCAUCUCGCACCGCUCAGCGGACAUGCUCACGCGAUUGACAACACACAAUGAUCAGCUGCCGCUGCAUCCAUCUGCCUUGACUCGGUUCCACUCGAGGGCGACCCCCGCAAUCAGUAUCGAAUCGUACUUACACCGCAUCGCCAGAUACACCUCUUUGGACAAAUCUUGCGCCCUCAUUCUGCUGGUAUAUAUAGACAGGGUAUGCGAAAGGAUGGAGGGCUUUACAGUAUGCAGCCUCACCGUGCACCGCUUUGUGUGCGCUGCAGUUGUAUGCGCUUCGAAAGCUUUGUGCGACGCCUUCAGCACCAACGGACACUACGCCCGCGUAGGAGGCAUUUCCCUCAUCGAGCUCAACAUGCUCGAGAAAGAGUUGCUGAACAUCAUCGAUUGGAGACUGACCUGCAGUGGGGUGCUCUUGCAGCAUUACUAUUCCUCGCUCGUCAGGUCGCAUCCAGAUUUUCAACUUGCUGCUGAGCCAGAUACUAUGGAUUUCAUCAUGCACAGCGCCGAGGAUCUCCAAGCGGAAGCUCGAGGAAUCUCCAGCAUCAGAGACGAGGAGGACGAAACGAUGGAUGACGCUGUACCUACCAAGAAGGUGAUCAGUAAAGCAAAUUCACGGCCCUCUGAGCGCUCGAGUGCCUCUGGGACGGCUGCAGCAGGAGACGCGCAUGAAACCUUCACGAGCACGCCAAGCGCACCGACACAGACCACCAAUGCUGCUUCCUCGGUGAGUCUAAGAUUGUUCACAGGCUCGCAAACGCAGGCUUGCGCGGGUCAAUUAACACUAGGAUGUGUUUCAUUGCUCUUCCUGGUCAGCGCAGUACUAGUGAGGAAGUGACGUCGCCAGCGAGCCAUCAGGUGAAAGCUGAAGCUUCAAACUCAGCUGUGCGGCAAUUUCUCGCGCCGAAAAGUGGGCCUCAAAUUCAUAUUUGGGCUGUCGACGUCAGCGAGCACUCCGCUCUACUCUUCCGUGGCGGCGAUGCCAAAGAUGUCGCUGCGGAGCUGCUGCCUGAUGAAGAAGCUCGAUCAGUCGCGCGAUUCGUCCGACAUGUGGACCGAGCACGUGAGUGGAAGAUGUCUUCGGGUACGCUGCUGCGGGGAACAACUGUUCUCACGCGAUGGCAUUGCGAUUCACUCACAGGAAGCCUUGUGGGCAAAUUACUGGUUCGCUUGGCCAUGAGCACCCUCAUCGAUGAGUGCCGAGUCGCAGGUUGGUCUCGAUUGCGCUUUGAAAAGGAGGCCGAGGGGAGGCCUUUCUUGGUGAGCCAAGGGAUAGCAGCUAGACCGAUCUCGAGUUGGUGCUGACGGUCCUGUGAACCCGUUGCAGGCACAUCCAUUCGUACAAAAGCUGGACUACAACAUCACUCAUGACAGCGACUGGGUUGCGCUUGCCAUCCAGGCGCCCGCCUGGGAUUCCGUCGAUCGGAUCGAUUCAAAGGUCGGCAUCGACGUCAUGGAACUAUCCCUGCCUCACUUUGAGCCCAACAUCCACAGCUUCGUCGGCACAAUGGAGCUCGCUUUGACAGCACGAGAAUCGCACUGGAUUCUGCGCGCACUUGAACAGCGAGUCAAUGCGCCAAACACAGAGGCUGAAGCUCUGCGACGAUUGUACGACCUCUGGACGCACAAGGAAGCGUACACAAAGGCCAUCGGAAAAGGGCUCGGCUUCGACUUCACCCGACUUGAGUUGCGACUGUGGGAUUGCAUUGCGGCUGAGCCACGAGCUACGAAAUCGCCAUUGGUGCAGCCUGAUCUUGCAGCCAAACAAGCCCUCAUUGCAUCCACCGACCGGGCGAAUCGCCGGGGUGACAACAUUCUGCACAGCGAUGGCGUCGUUGUGCCACACUAUAGCUUCACCGAGUUGCUUCUUCCGCCAGGCAAAGCACACGCACUUCGCAGAGAGGAUGCCGCACCACACUUGGCUGAUCUGAAAGCUGGAGAGGGCACCGGAGCACCCAGUCAGCUCGUUCUCGCCUGUGGCCCACUUGUCGGGUCCGAGGCUCGAGCCAGCCAAUCGAGCAGCUCUCAAAUCGCACCUACUGUCGAGCUGGAGCUCGCCAAAGCGCAGGGCUGGUUCAGGAGCUUUACUCUGGAUGAGAUCAUUACGGCUAGCCGGACGGCUGCUCGAUGCUGA
This is a messenger RNA of Ceraceosorus bombacis, 2855 nucleotides long. Lineage: Eukaryota; Fungi; Basidiomycota; Exobasidiomycetes; Ceraceosorales; Ceraceosoraceae. The record is from the annotation of a GenBank genome assembly.